Molecule: messenger RNA, 11763 nt
Organism: Xenopus laevis (African clawed frog)
Lineage: Eukaryota; Metazoa; Chordata; Amphibia; Anura; Pipidae
Gene: usp34.L
Product: ubiquitin specific peptidase 34 L homeolog
Exons: 80
Coding region: 414-11084 (3556 amino acids)
Biological process (GO): regulation of signal transduction; ubiquitin-dependent protein catabolic process; protein deubiquitination
Cellular component (GO): cytosol; nucleus
Molecular function (GO): cysteine-type deubiquitinase activity
Source: RefSeq, a predicted model, not a curated record
UCAGCUACAGGACAGGAUGCUGGGAAAGUGACGUCACCGUCCUCUCUGGGGGCGAGGCGACUUCGCCGAAGUUCCGAACGCCUUCCGGAAACAGCCGAGCGGAGCCGAACGUCCCCAACCAAAAUGGCGGCGGCUGUGGAGGUGAUGAUGGCUCGGUGGAAGCAGUGAGUGACCCAGCUUGUCGCCGCCACUGUCCAACAAGGCGUCUCGCUUUGCAUCACGGUUGUAUUGUUUCCGCGCAGCUUUUGGAUUGCUCUGCAAGCCUUCCAUAGACCCCGGAGUCUCGUCUUUACUGUUCGUCCCCUCCCCCUCAGAAACGUCCGAAGGCCUUGGAGCCGCUAACAACACAAACACCGGCCGACGGGGCCGCGAUCAGCACCCUCCAUGCUCAGGACGCGGUCCCUUCACGAACGAUGUGUGAAAUCUGUGCAGAUCUGGUGGAGGUGUUGAACGAGAUCUCGGACUCUGAAGGCAAUGAUGGAUUACAGCUCAGAAAAGAACAUGCUCUCAAGAUAUUUGCAUACAUUAAUUCCUGGACACAGAGGCAGUGUCUGUGUUGUUUUAAGGAGUAUAAGCAUUUGGAAAUCUUUAACCAAGUUGUCUGUGCCCUUAUUAAUUUGGUAAUUGGCCAAGUCCAAGCCCUUCGGGACCAGCUUCUGAAAAUUUGCACUACUAGCCCUGAUUCUAAUUGGCAGGAUGACCAUAACCCAUCGGAGGAGCUGCUAAAUGUAGAAAAGGAGCCCCAAGAUGAGGAGGGGGAGGAGGAGAGGCUCAAACAACCAUGCAAGCCCCAAGAAAAGACGCUCGAUAACACAAGAACUUGUAACCUGACUGAAGAAGAAUCAAUAAAAAGCACUGACCUGUUUAAUUUAUGGAGUACUGACGAAAAAGAAAAACUGUUGUUGUGUGUGGCAAAAAUCUUUCAAAUUCAGUUUCCUCUCUAUACUGCUUACAAGCAUAACACACAUCCCACCAUAGAGGAUAUCUCUGCUCAAGAAAGCAAUGUCUUAGGGGCCUUCUGUGAUAUGAAUGAUGUAGAAGUACCUUUGCACCUUCUCCGUUAUGUUUGUUUGUUUUGUGGAAAGAAUGGACUUUCUCUCAUGAAGGAUUGUUUUGAAUAUGGCACUCCCGAGACACUUCCCUUUCAAAUUGCGCAUGCAUUCAUCACUGUUGUAUCAAACAUCAGGAUAUGGCUACACAUCCCUGCUGUUAUGCAGCACAUUAUCCCAUUUAGGACGUAUGUUAUAAGGUAUUUGUGUAAAUUGUCAGACCAGGAGCUGCGGCAGAGCGCAGCACGCAACAUGGCCGAUCUAAUGUGGAGUACAGUUAAAGAGCCUUUGGACACAGCUUUGUGCUUCGAUAAGGAGAGCCUUGAUUUGGCUUUCAAAUAUUUUAUGUCACCUACAUUAACGAUGAGACUUGCAGGUCUAAGUCAGAUUACGAACCAACUGCACACAUUUAAUGAUGUCUGCAAUAACGAAUCUUUGGUUUCUGACACUGAAACAUCUAUAGCAAAAGAGCUUGCAGACUGGCUUAUCAGCAAUAAUGUAGUGGAACAUAUUUUUGGACCAAAUUUACAUAUAGAGAUUAUAAAGCAGUGCCAAGUUAUUCUAAACUUUUUGGCUGCAGAAGGUCGGCUGAGCACUCAACACAUUGACUGUAUUUGGGCAGCAGCACAGUUAAAACAUUGCAGCCGAUACAUACAUGACCUGUUUCCAUCGUUGAUCAAAAACUUGGAUCCGGUGCCUCUGAGACAUCUACUCAACCUGGUAUCAGGUCUGCAUCCUAGCGCACACACGGAGCAGACCUUGUACUUGGCAUCAAUGCUGAUUAAAGCCCUCUGGAAUAAUGCACUAGCAGCUAAAGCUCAGCUUUCUAAGCAGAGCUCAUUUGCCUCAUUACUGAAUACUAAUUUACCAAUGGGGAAUAAGAAAGGUUCUCCAGCAGCAAGCCCUCAGAGCAGUGACAACAGUGACACUCAUCACAGUGGGGAAAGUGACAUUGAAAUGGAUGAACAAAUUCUGAACAGGUCGAAACAUGUGCAGCAGCGGCUGUCAGACACAGAGGAAUCUAUGCAAGGGAGCUCAGAUGAAACAGCCAACAGUGGAGAAGAUGCAAGCAGCGUGCCUGGAAGCAGUAGUGGGCACAGUGAUGGGUCAAGCAAUGAAGUAAAUUCCAGCCAUGCAAGUCAGUCUGCUGGUAGCCCAGGCAGUGAGAUGCAUUCUGAAGAUAUUGUUGAUAUGGAAGCACUAAAAGAAGACGAUGAGGAAGAUGAGCAUUCCAUUAACACUGCAAAAAACAGAGUUGUUGAACUUCAAAAAAGAAAGCUGGAAUCUCAAGCAGGCAUAUGUUUAGGAGAGUCACAGGGUCCAGGAGAGAGAAACACAGCAAACAAUGGGUCAGGCAAAGAUUUAGCCUUUAAUUCUGAAUCAGUUCGUAUUUUGGAUGCCUGUUCACAUCCGGAAGAAUCUGAGCGUGAUAUGACAGGAGAAAUAAGCACUGGCCAUAUACAGGGUUCCAUUGAUUCUUGCAUUGCUCGAUCUGGUGACUUCCUUGGAGAAGCCAUUGGGAACGAACUCUUCAAUUGCAGGCGAUUUAUUGGACCUCAACAUCAUCACCACCAUCACCAUCAUCACCACCAUCAUCAUCAUCACCACCACCAUCACCACCACCACCAUGAAGGACACAUGGGGGACGAUAUGUUGAGCGCAGACGAUGUCAGCUGCAGUAGCUCACAAGUCAGUGCAAAAUCAGAGAAAAACAUGGCAGACUUUGAUGGUGAGGAGUCUGGCUGCGAAGAGGAACUGGUACAGAUCAAUUCACACGCAGAGCUUACCUCUCAUCUCCAGCAGCACCUUCCCAACCUGGCUUCUAUUUACCAUGAGCAUCUGAGUCAAGGCCCUUCUGUACACAAGCACCAGUACAACAGCAAUGCCAUGGUUGAUAUUAACCUGGAUAAUGUUUGUAAGAAAGGCAAUACACUGCUGUGGGAUCUGGUCCAAGAUGAUGAUGCGAUUCACCUCUCUGAAGGCUUAAUAAACGAAGCUGAGAAGCUGCUCUGUUCUCUGGUUUGCUGGUUUACGGACAGGCAGAUCAGAAUGCGGUUCAUUGAAGGCUGCUUGGAAAACCUUGCUAAUAACAGAUCUGUUGUUGUAUCCCUCCGACUUCUUCCCAAGUUAUUUGGAACCUUUCAACAGUUUGGAAGUAGUUAUGAUACCCACUGGAUAACAAUGUGGGCAGAGAAGGAACUGAACAUGAUGAAACUCUUUUUUGAUAACCUAGUACACUACAUUCAGUCUAUCAGAGAUGGACAGCACAAGCAUGCUCUGUACAGCCACAGUGCUGAAGUUCAAGUUCGUCUGCAGUUUUUAACUUGUGUUUUUUCCACACUGGGAUCGCCAGAUCAUUUCAGGCUAAGUUUAGAACAGGUAGACAUUCUUUGGCAUUGCCUUGUGGAAGACACAGAGUGCUAUGAUGAUGCUCUUCACUGGUUUUUAAACCAGGUCCGUAGCAAAGAUCAGCAUGCCAUGGGAAUGGAGACAUACAAGCAUCUUUUUUUAGAGAAGAUGCCUCAGUUAAAACCCGAAAUCAUUAGUAUGACCGGUUUAAACCUUUUCCAGCAUUUGUGCAAUUUUGCUCGCCUUGCAACUAGUGCUUACGAUGGUGGAUCAAAUUCUGAGCUGUGUGGCAUGGAUCAGUUUUGGGGCAUUGCUUUAAGGGCGCAUUCUGGAGAUGUCAGUCGCGCAGCAAUCCAGUAUAUCAACUCAUAUUACAUUAACGGAAAAAUGGGAUUAGAGAAGGAGCAUGAAUUUAUUAGUAAAUGUAUGGAGAGCCUUAUGAUCGCUUCCAGUAACCUUGAGCAGGAUUCUCAGUCGAGUCUCACUAUAAUUGAAAGGGGACUUUUAAUGCUAAAGACCCACCUUGAAGCAUUCAGACGAAGGUUUGCAUAUCAUCUAAGGCAAUGGCAAAUAGAAGGCACUGGCAUUAGCAGCCACUUGAAAGCAUUAAAUGACAAGCAGUCAUUACCGCUAAGAAUUGUGUGCCAGCCAGCAGGCCUUCCUGAUAAGAUGACUAUAGAAAUGUACCCAAGUGAUCAGGUGGCUGACUUAAGGGCAGAAGUAACACACUGGUAUGAGAAUUUGCAAAAGGACCAAAUGAACCAGCAGGCACAACUCCAAGAGUUCGGACAAAGCAGUAGGAAAGAUUUCCCUGGUGGUCUAAUGGGUCCAGUCCGAAUGAUUUCAUCUGGUCAUGAACUGACAACUGAUUACGAUGAAAAGACUCUUCAUGAACUUGGCUUUAAGGAUAUGCAGAUGGUGUUUGUAUCCUUGGGUGCCCCACGCCGAGAGCGAAAAGGUGAAGGUAUACAGCUGCCUGCAUCAUGCCUACCCCCACCACAAAAAGAGAACAUACCAAUGCUUCUGCUACUACAAGAACCUCAUCUUUCUACGCUCUUUGGCUUGUUAGAAAUGCUGGCCUCUUUUAAGCCUCCAUCUGGAGAAAUGGUUAUGGAAGAUGUUGAGAGUGCAAGAUGUGAAGAGCUGCAUCUCCAUGCAGAAAACCUAUCCAGGCGUGUCUGGGAGCUACUCAUGUUGCUUCCUACCUGCCCCAACAUGCUGCAGGCUUUCCAAAAUGUUUCAGAUGAGCAGGGUAAUGAUGUGCCUUGUUGGAAGGACUUGCUUAGGAUAAAAAGUGCUCAUAAACUCCUAUAUGCUUUAGAAAUUAUCGAAGCUCUGGGAAAACCAAACCGAAGAAUACGAAGAGAAUCCACAGGUAGUUACAGCGACUUGUAUCCAGACUCUGAUGAUUCAAGUGAAGAUCAAAUUGAAAACAGUAAAAACACAUGGAGCUGCAAGUUUGUGGCUGCAGGAGGUCUCCAGCAACUGAUUGAGAUAUUCAAUUCAGGAAUUUUGGAACCUAAAGAACAGGAAUCCUGGACAGUAUGGCAGCUGGACUGUUUAGCAUGUUUGCUAAAGUUGAUCUGCCAGUUUGCUGUGGAUCCAACAGACUUGGAUCUGGCCUAUCAUGAUGUUUUUGCCUGGUCUGGAGUAUCAGAAAGCCACAGAAAAAGGGCAUGGCCUGGCAAAUCAAGAAAGUCUACAGGAGAACAUCCAAAGGGCCUUCACAUACCACGUUUAACGGAGGUAUUUCUAGUCCUUGUCCAAGGAACCUGUUUGAUUCAGCGGUUAAUGUCUGUAGCCUAUACGUAUGACAAUUUAGCACCAAGGGUACUGAAAGCCCAGUCAGAUCACAGGUCCAGGCAUGAAGUAACACAUUAUUCAAUGUGGCUCCUGGUCAGCUGGGCUCACUGUUGCUCUAUGGUGAAAUCCAGCCUUGCAGACAGCGAUAAUUUGCACGAUUGGCUCAAAAAAUUAACCCUUCUUAUUCCAGAGACUGCAGUUCGCCAUGAAGCGUGUAAUGGCUUGUACAAGCUUUCCCUGUCUGGUCUUGAUGGUGGGGACUCUAUAAAUCGCUCUUUUUUGCUUCUGGCAGCAUCCACCUUAUUAAAGUUCCUUCCUGACGCUCAAGCUCUGAAGCCAGUGCGGAUGGAGGACUAUGAGGAAGAAAUUAUUUUACGACCUGGAUGUAAAGAAUAUUUUUGGUUACUGUGUAAGCUGAUUGAUAAUAUCCAUGUCAAAGAUGCCAGCCAGACAACACUACUUGAUUUAGAUGCCCUUGCGCGACAUUUGGCUGACUGUAUAAGAAGCCGAGAAAUCUUCGACUACCAGGAUGGAAACGUAGAAGAUGAUGGAAUGACUGGCCUUCUAAGGCUUGCUACCAGUGUCAUCAAACAUAAGCCCCCUUUUAAGUUUUCUAGAGAGGGUCAGGAGUUCCUCAGAGAUGUUUUUAAUCUCCUUUUCUUGCUGCCAAGCUUGAAAGACAAAUUGCAGCCGAAAUGUAAAACUCAUUCUUCCCGAGCUGCUGCUUAUGACCUCUUAGUGGAAAUGGUGAAAGGCUCAGUGGAGAACUACAGGCUGUUACAUAACUGGGUAAUGGCGCAACACAUGCAGUCUUCCCAUGCCCCCUACAAAUGGGAUUAUUGGCCCCAUGAUGAUGUCAGAGCUGAAUGCAGGUUUGUUGGCCUGACUAACCUUGGGGCAACAUGCUAUCUGGCUUCCACCAUUCAGCAGCUCUACAUGAUCCCUGAGGCCAGGCAAGCCAUCUUUACUGCAAAGUAUUCAGAAGAUAUGAAGCAUAAAACAACUUUGCUGGAGCUCCAAAAAAUGUUUACAUAUUUAAUGGAAAGUGAAUGCAAAGCUUACAAUCCAAGGCCGUUCUGUAAGACAUACACAAUGGAUAAACAACCUCUUAAUACAGGGGAACAGAAGGAUAUGACAGAGUUCUUUACAGAUCUUAUUACAAAAAUUGAAGAAAUGUCGCCUGAACUGAAAAAUACUGUCAAAAGCUUAUUUGGGGGUGUCAUUACAAACAAUGUGGUUUCCUUGGAUUGUGAGCAUGUAAGUCAGACUGCUGAAGAGUUCUACACAGUCAGGUGCCAGGUAGCAGAUAUGAAGAACAUCUAUGAAUCAUUGGAUGAAGUCACUAUCAAGGACACACUGGAAGGUGACAACAUGUACACGUGCUCUCACUGUGGCAAGAAGGUUCGAGCUGAAAAGAGAGCCUGCUUUAAGAAGCUGCCACAAAUAUUAAGCUUUAAUACCAUGAGGUAUACCUUUAAUAUGGUCACCAUGAUGAAAGAAAAAGUCAACACGCACUUCUCUUUCCCACUUCGGCUGGACAUGACACCAUAUACAGAAGAUUUUCUGAUGGGGAAGAAUGACCGAAUAGAAGGAUUUAAAGAGGAUUGUGAAGAGCUAAAGCAGACGGAGAGUUAUGAGUAUGAUUUAAUAGGGGUCACUGUUCAUACCGGAACGGCUGAUGGAGGCCACUACUAUAGCUUCAUCCGAGACAUAGUGAAUCCUCAUGCUUAUAAGAAUAAUAAGUGGUAUCUUUUCAAUGAUGCCGAAGUAAAACCAUUUGACUCUGCUCAGCUCGCAUCUGAGUGUUUCGGUGGCGAAAUGACAACAAAAACAUAUGACUCUGUAACUGACAAAUUUAUGGACUUCUCAUUUGAAAAGACCCACAGUGCAUAUAUGCUGUUUUACAAGAGAGUGGAGCCAGAAGAGGAAACUGGAAGAGAAUUCAAAUUUGAUGUCUCCUCAGAGCUUCUAGAGUGGAUCUGGCAUGACAACAUGCAGUUUCUGCAAGAUAAGAAUAUUUUUGAGCAUACCUAUUUUGGGUUCAUGUGGCAGCUCUGCAGCAGCAUUCCAAGUACAUUACCGGACCCCAAAGCAGUUUCUCUAAUGACAGCAAAGCUUAGUACAUCAUUUGUCCUGGAGACUUUUAUCCAUUCAAAGGAAAAGUCAACAAAGAAGAAGCAGGAUUGGAGGAUACUGGGGAGGAAGCCCACAAUGCUCCAGUGGAUUGAGUUACUAACUAAGCAGUUUAACAACAGCCAAGCAGCUUGUGAGUGGUUCUUGGAUCGCAUGGCAGAUGAUGACUGGUGGCCUAUGCAGAUUUUGAUCAAGUGUCCAAAUCAGAUUGUCAGACAGAUGUUCCAGCGUCUUUGUAUUCAUGUCAUUCAGAGGCUGAGACCAGUACAUGCACAUCUGUAUCUGCAGCCGGGCAUGGAAGAUGGUUCUGAUGACAUGGAUGGUCCCGUGGAAGACAUAGGCAGCCGCUCCUGCGUCACUCGCUUUGUGAAGACAUUGCUAUCAAUUAUGGAACAUGGUGUUAAACCUCAUAGUAAACAUCUGACGGAGUACUUUGCCUUUCUCUAUGAGUUUGUCAAAAUGGGAGAAGAGGAGAGCCAGUUCCUGCUGUCCCUCCAAGCAAUUUCAACUAUGGUACAUUUUUAUAUGGGAACCAAAGGACCUGAAAAUCCCCAGGUUGAAGUGCUUUCUGAAGAAGAGGAGGGAGAAGAGGAGGAAGAAGAAGAUAUUCUGUCAUUAGCUGAAGAAAAGUACCGGCCGGCUGCUCUUGAAAAGAUGAUUGCUCUGAUAGCUUUCCUGGUUGAGCAGUCUCGCUCAGAAAGGCAUCUUACAUUGUCCCAGAAUGAUAUGGCUGCACUAACUGGAGGAAAGGGCUUUCCAUUUCUCUUCCAACACAUACGAGAUGGAAUUAACAUCAGACAAACCUGCAAUCUCAUUUUCAGCCUAUGUAGAUAUAAUAAUCGUCUUGCAGAGCAUAUUGCUUCUAUGCUGUUUACGUCAAUUGCAAAGCUGACACCCGAGGCUGCAAACCCUUUCUUUAAGCUGCUAACCAUGAUCAUGGAGUUUGCUGGAGGUCCCCCUGGGAUGCCACCUUUUGCUUCCUACAUUUUACAAAGGAUAUGGGAGGUUAUAGAAUACAACCCUUCUCAGUGUCUGGAUUGGCUGGCAGUGCAGACUCCUCGCAACAAGUUGGCACACAACUGGGUGUUACAGAACAUGGAAAACUGGGUGGAGCGUUUCUUACUUGCGCACAACUAUCCUAGAGUUAGAACUUCUGCAGCCUACCUGUUGGUGUCGCUAAUUCCAAGCAACUCUUUCCGUCAGAUGUUCCGAUCGACCCGCUCCCUUCACAUUCCCACAAGAGAUUUGCCCCUUAGUCCAGAUACAACGGUGGUGCUUCACCAAGUGUACAAUGCCCUUCUAGGCCUUCUGUCAAGAGCAAAACUGUAUGUUGAUGCUGCUGCACAUGGUACUACAAAGUUGGUUCCUUACUUUAGCUUCAUGACUUAUUGCUUGAUCUCUAAGACGGAAAAGCUCAUGUUUUCCACGUAUUUUAUGGACCUGUGGAAUCUUUUCCAACCCAAACUGUCUGAGCCAGCUAUUGCUACGAACCACAACAAGCAGGCUUUGCUCUCCUUCUGGUACAACGUCUGUGUUGACUGCCCCGAAAAUGUGCGCCUUAUUGUUCAGAAUCCCGUGGUGACUAAAAAUAUCGCCUUUAACUAUAUUCUGGCUGACCAUGAUGACCAGGAUGUAGUUCUUUUUAACCGCGGGAUGCUGCCAGCUUACUAUGGCAUUCUUCGAAUGUGCUGUGAGCAGUCUCCUGCCUUUACCCGUCAGCUUGCCUCACAUCAGAACAUUCAGUGGGCUUUUAAAAACCUCACUCCACAUGCCAGCCAGUACCCUGCGGCUGUGGAGGAGCUUUUUAACCUCAUGCAGCUCUUUGUAGCUCAGAGGCCAGAUAUGAGAGAGGAAGAACUGGAAGAUAUAAAACAGUUUAAGAAAACUACGAUCAGCUGCUAUUUGCGUUGUUUGGAUGGGCGUUCCUGCUGGACAACAUUAAUAAGUGCCUUCAGAAUAUUGCUGGAAUCUGAUGAAGACAGAUUGCUUGUUGUAUUUAACAGAGGAUUAAUCUUAAUGACAGAGUCCUUUAACACCUUGCACAUGAUGUAUCAUGAAGCUACAGCCUGUCAUGUAACUGGAGACUUGGUGGAACUUUUGUCUAUAUUUCUGUCUGUCCUUAAAUCUACUCGCCCUUACCUGCAGAGAAAAGAUGUUAAACAAGCUUUGAUUCAGUGGCAAGAAAGAAUUGAAUUUGCACACAAGCUCCUAACAUUAUUAAAUUCUUACAGUCCUCCAGAACUAAGAAAUGCCUGCAUAGAUGUCCUGAAAGAGCUUGUACUGCUGAGCCCUCAUGACUUUCUGCACACUCUGGUCCCGUUUCUGCAGCACAAUCAUUGUACAUAUCAUCACAGUAAAAUCCCAUUGUCGCCUGGUCCCUACUUUCCCUGUCGCGAGAACAUGAAACUAAUAGGAGCAAAAACCAAUAUCCGUCCACCUCGUCCUGAGCUGAACAUGUGCCUCUUGCCCACAAUGGUUGAAUCGAAUAAGGGUAAAGAUGAUGUAUAUGACCGCAUGCUGCUAGAUUACCAUUCUUCCUACCACCAGUUUAUUCACCUGCUCUGCCGUGUUGCCAUCAACUGCGAAAAGUUUACAGAAACUUUAAUUAAGCUAAGUGUCUUAAUUGCAUAUGAAGGACUCACCCUACAUCUUGCAUUAUUUCCCAAGCUCUGGACUGAGCUGUGCCAAACACAGUCGACAAUGGCUAAAAGCUGUACAAAGCUGCUGUGUGAAGAUCCAGAAUUUGCCGAGUAUAUUAAAUGCAUUCUAACGGAUGAAAGACUUUUUCUCAAUAACAACGUCGUAUACACUUUCUUAACACAUUUCCUUGCAAAGGUUCAAAGUCAGGUGUUCUCUGAAACCAACUGCACAAACCUUAUGAAUACCAUAAUUACAAACCUCGUCAACCAGUAUCAAAAUGCUGAAUCUGAUUUCGGCAACAGAGUUGACGUUUCCAAAGCAAGCAGCACUUUAAAUGGGGAUCUUCGAGCCCUCGCUCUGCUCCUUUCAGUCCACACUCCCAAACAGCUCAACGCAGCCUUAAUUCCAACUCUGCAAGAACUCCUGAGCAAAUGCAGAGCGUGUCAGCAACAGAGAAACUCGUUACAAGAGCAAGAAGCCAAAGAAGGUAAAACUAAAGAUGAUGAAGGUGCUACUCCAGUGAAAAGGAGACGAGUUAGCAGCGAUGAGGAGCAUAUGGUUGAUAGCUGCAUCAGUGAUCUCAAGAACGACCGAGAAGUCUCCACCCCGACGAGCACGUCCGACAACGAAACCAGGGACUCUUUGAUCAUCGAUCCAGGAACAGAGCAAGAUCCACCCUCUCCUGAAAACAGCUGCUCUAAAGAAUUCAGAAUAGAAGUUUCCUCCUCGUUCUCAGAAGAUCUGAUGCUGUCAUCGAGGCCACAGCAAGCGGAAGACCAAACUGGCAACGGUAGCAAAUUUGAAGAUGGCAAAGAAAUGAAAGACCUUCCGAGUCCUAAGGACACUACGGUGACUGAAGAAGACAAUGAGCUUCCUUCUACCUCCAUUUCUGCAGUGCUGGCUGACUUAGCAGAUCUGAGGAGCUGUGAUGCUCAAGCGUUGUCCUCCCAGGAUUCCGACCUAAGCCUUUCUCUCAAUUGUGACCAUUCCAGGGGACUUUUUAGUCACGUACAACAAAAUGACAUUUUAGAGACCUUGUGCAGGACCAUUGAGUCCACUAUUCUUGUGCUCUCAAGGAUAUCAGGAAAAGAAAAUAAAGCUGCUUCUUGACAUUAGUGGUAGCAUGUCUGCUUUUAAUUCUUUUUGUUUUUCUUCUUUCUUUUUUUUUUUUAAGCCGUUUGUAUAACAAGUUUUGCAAAUUUAGUUGUGUGCUUCAGUUUGUCAAGUGCUUUCUGCUUGAAUGGCGAGAUAAAUCGACAUGCUUUAUUCUUGGUCAAGCAGAACUCCAGAAACCAGACUUGCAUCUACAGUACUGUUUGUAACGGGCAGUCAUAAUGGAUAUGUUUUAUGUAAUUCAGGUUUACUGUAGUGGCUUUUCAUUUAAUAUGGCCGCCUGGAAAUUGGGGACACCCCCCCCCACACUCCCCUUUGCCCAACAUGUAAUUUAAACGUGUCCUUUUUACCGUGUAUAAUAUGGUGUCCUCUGUGCCAGUUUUGUACCUUAUAAUAGAGGCAGGUUUGCCUCCGAUCUCUGUGGUUCUUAUUAUCAAAAUUAAGUUUACUUGUACUCAAACCACAAGAAAUUUGAUUCUGUAAAGAAUCCUCUCUAGCUGUGGCCUGGCAGUAUAUAUGGUGCUUUAUUUAACAGAAUACCUGUGGAGGACGUAAAGCACACUUGAUGUAAAAAACAAAAAAAAACAAAACAAACAAAAAAUAGUAAUUGUUUUAUUUUAUUGACAUGAUUGAACGCUAUUCUGUGCACUUCAUUAAACUAAUUGUGACGACUUUU